ACUACACAGGGCACUCGGGGUAGUAGCGUGAAGUUUCUGAGCUCGACACAGGAAGUACGUGGCGCUGUAGGUAUAGUAAAGUACCAAAAAUCUCGUAAAAGUCCUCAGAGUUUGUAAAUUUAACAGUGUACACGAGCCAAGACCACGAGAUUAUUGUGAAAAAGGUUGUGAACUCCAGCCGUGAGUACAUCUAACCUCACUUAGUGCUCUUGGAUCAUGAUUUUCCUGUUAAACACAGUUGCAAAGUGCAGAAAUGUGAUACAAAGAACUCUGAGUAGAGGGAUUGUCAAUCCGAAUCGCCUCUGCACCACCAGACCCUAUGACUUGAACACCAAUGUGGCCAAGGAUGUUAUAAUCUUCAAAUAUGAUAACCCAAAGUUUUUCAGAUACCUCAAUAUUUUUGCUCUGUGUCAGUUCUUCUUUUGGAAUUACCUAUCUCACUUUGCAUUUACCACCCUCCGUGAUGCCCCCGUGGAUAGAAAUACCUCAGAAGAUUUGCCCUUUUGGCGCAGACUCAAUCUUGGAGACAACAAAUACCGGUACACCCUUACAAUCCUUUGUUUUUCCAUCGGCUACGGUGUUUUGGCUCUUGGAUGGAUGUUUACCCUGAGAUCUGUGAGAUUCCUGGUCCUAAGGAAAGGUGGUGAGAGUGUGUCGUUUGUGACCUACACACCUUUUGGAAUCAACAAUAGAAUUAUGGAUGUACCGCUGUCGAGCGUAUCAGCUCAGGAGUCCCGACAAGCCGCUCGUGUCCAGCUGCCCCUGAAAGUGAAAAACCGAGCUUUCUACUAUAUUCUGGACAAGAGAGGUAGCUUCCCCAAUGCCAAGCUAUUCGACUAUACAGCCGGACUGAAGAGAAAGUUCACAUAAUUUUAUCCAUAGUCAAUUUAUUAAUAAACUCGCUCUGGUUGCUGUGUCAGAAGUAAA
Molecule: messenger RNA, 927 nt
Organism: Phlebotomus papatasi
Lineage: Eukaryota; Metazoa; Arthropoda; Insecta; Diptera; Psychodidae
Product: transmembrane protein 223
Exons: 1
Coding region: 217-870 (217 amino acids)
Biological process (GO): nervous system development
Cellular component (GO): mitochondrion
Source: RefSeq, a predicted model, not a curated record